Messenger RNA from Colletotrichum acutatum, 1323 nucleotides. RefSeq lists its product as uncharacterized. Lineage: Eukaryota; Fungi; Ascomycota; Sordariomycetes; Glomerellales; Glomerellaceae. The transcript has 5 exons. The record is from RefSeq and is a predicted model, not a curated record. Bases 1 to 1323 code for a protein of 440 amino acids.
AUGGCAUCGACUCUACCGCCACCGACUGGCUCUCUCAUCUCUGGACUUGUCUUCGAAGACAAGCCUUACGACGUAACCAGAGACGAUCCUCUAAGGGUGUUUCAGCAGAAUGUCUCUCGCGUUCGUGCAUACGUCGAGAAAAGACUGGCAGAUUUUGACGGACUUGGUACUCUUGUUGAGCUCAAGCUCGGGGACGGAUCACAGUACUUGAGUCCCCCUAUCUUCAUUGAUUCCACAUCAACGAGUGCAGCACUGCUCGACAACAUCCCAGAUCAUGUUCGACCUGGAGUCACGGUAACUAUCAUGCCCGAGUACAUCCUCGAUGUCAUUGAAGGCCGCAUGCAUGCAGUGCACGCCUUUGGCAAGCGCGCGAAGCCUCCGUGUCGUGGGAGCUUCCCAAUGUGCUUUGCUCCGGGCGGACGUCCUCAGCCUGUUGUCAACGCGGAUAAGCUGGGUCCUCAAGACCUACCAAAACCCACUGAGGACGUUCAGCAGAUUAAACGCGAUCUUCAGAAAUGGGGAUACGCAAUGGUGAAGGAUGCUCUUUCGGCGGAUCAGGUUGAGAUUCUCAAAACUGCUGUUGAAGAACAAGCAGCUGGCGAACGGUUGGCCGGUGUAGCUCAUAUGGACGGUGCCCAUGUGCAUGCUGACGAUCAACCGAAUCAACGAGUCUGGAGUCUUCCCAACAAAGGCGAUGAAUUUUUGGAUCUUUUGAAUCAUCCUCUUAUCGACGCAAUUAUGCCCUGGUUCCUAGGUAAUGCGUUCAAGCUCCAUUCUAUGGGUGCCAACAUUGCCCGACCUGCAAAGUCUGGUAUCUAUAUGCAUCGUGAUCAGAUGGGACUCACUCCCGAAACAAUCGAUCACCCUUACCUUCUGAAUGCUAUGUGGUAUUUGGUGGAUGUUACGGAAGAGAGAGGCGCCACCCGUAUGUAUCCCGGGUCUCACAACAAGAAUGUCGCGCCGCUUGUUAUUGACCAAGUUGGCGGAUCCGUUCCGGCGGCAGCUCCCGCUGGAACAUGUGUGCUCUUGGACAGCCGAACCUGGCACUCGACUGGCGUGAACACAUCGGAUGUGACACGACCCAUCAUUCUGUCAGCAUUCUGCCGCUUCUUUUUGCAGGCCAUGGAGAGCUACCCGGAGCUCAUGAGCGCGGAGACCAAGGCAAAAUUGUCUGACAGACAAUUGGGGCUCUUGGGAUUCCGCGUUCCGGGAAAGCGGGCGCAAGCGUACACUGCGUAUAAUUACCCAGGGGCGGAUUUUGGAAAGUCAAGGGCAUCAGCAGAUGUUGCAUGGCUCCCCAACAAUACCAACGGGAAAUCUUAG